Molecule: messenger RNA, 5223 nt
Organism: Alligator sinensis (Chinese alligator)
Lineage: Eukaryota; Metazoa; Chordata; Crocodylia; Alligatoridae
Gene: IL1RAP
Product: interleukin 1 receptor accessory protein
Exons: 12
Coding region: 212-1963 (583 amino acids)
Biological process (GO): signal transduction
Molecular function (GO): interleukin-1 receptor activity
Source: RefSeq, a predicted model, not a curated record
CGGGCCGUGGCUGCAGACGCCUAGGAGGGGAGACAUUAAUGAAUGCAGCUUCCAAGGGGGAGAGACCAGAGCCUGCCUUCCCAUCCCCACUGUUCAGCCUGGCGUUGCGCGGCUCGGAAGGGCUCUCGGGAGGACGUGUGAACGCGCCACGGCGUGGAUAACCCGCAGCCAGCCUGGCCUGCAGAAGACCGAUGCGGCUGAUCCCAGCUAAAUGGAGCCCGGGUGGUUCAUGCUACAGAUGAAGUUGCGCUGCGCCCUGCUGCUUACUCUGUGGCUGGAGAUGGCCACGCUCAGCACUGGCUCAGAGCGCUGCGACGACUGGGGUGUGGACACCAUGAAACAAAUCCAGCUCUACGAUGGGGAGCCCACCAGGAUCAAAUGCCCGCUCUUCGAGACCUUCUUGAAGUUCAACUACAGCACGGCCCACUCUGCCGGCCUCACCCUCAUCUGGUACUGGAUCGGGCAGGAUCGGGACCUGGAGGAGCCCAUCAACUUCCGCCUCCCGGACAGCCGGAUCAGCAAGGAGAAGGACACCCUUUGGUUUCGGCCUGCCCAGCUCAACGACACAGGGAAUUACACGUGCAUGCUCAGGAACACAACCUAUUGCAGCAAAGUUGCGUUUCCCUUGGAGGUUGUUCAGAAAGACCCGGGUUCGUGCGUCAGCCGUGCCAUCAAGCCCAUGGAAGAGAUGUUCUACUUGGAGCACGCUAACGAGGUCAUCCCUUGCCCAGAUAUCGAUGGGUUUUACCCUCCCAGUGCAAAGCCAACUAUCAAGUGGUACAAGAACUGCGUGUUUGUGAAGGACUUCUACGACAUCUAUCCUCACGGGCCCACCCUCACCUUCGGCAUCAUCCGCGACACCUUCAAGGGAGACUACACCUGCAUCGUGACCUUCCAGGAGAACGGACGGGCCUACAACCUCACCCGAACCGUGCGGAUGAAGGUGGUGGGGUCUCCAAACAAGGCGUUGCCGCCGCAGUUCACCUCUCCCAACGAGAAAGUCGUCUACAAGCUGGAACCAGGGGAAGAUCUUGUUCUGCCCUGUCAGGUCUACUUCACUUUCCUGAAGGACUCCCGCACCGAGGCAUGGUGGACCAUCGAUGGGAAAAACACGGACGACAUCACGGACCCACGGAUAAAAGUCACUCAAAGCGAGAUUGCCCAGCUCUUCGGAGACAAGGACAUUGUGAGGAUGCUGACGAUUGCAAAGGUCACGCCGGAGGAUUUGAAGCACAACUACACCUGCCAUGCCAGGAACAGCAAAGGAGAAGUGCAGCAGCAGGCGCUGGUGAAAAUGAAAGUUGCAGCUCCGAGAUACACCGUGGAGCUGGCCUGUGGAUUGGGAGCUACCAUCCUGCUGGUCGUGGUCCUGAUAGUCAUCUACCACGUGUAUUGGCUUGAAAUGGUCCUCUUCUACCGAGCUCACUUUGGCACCGACGAGACCAUCCUAGAUGGCAAGGAGUAUGACGUGUACGUGUCCUAUGCCCGUAACGCCGAGGAAGAGGAGUUCGUGCUGCUCACCCUCCGCGGUGUCCUGGAGAACGAGUUCGGCUACAAGCUGUGCAUCUUCGACAGGGACAGCCUCCCCGGGGGAAUUGUCACAGACGAGACCCUGAGCUUCAUCCAGAAGAGCCGGCGCCUGCUCGUCGUCCUGAGCCCCAACUACGUCCUCCAAGGGACGCAGGCCCUGCUGGAGCUCAAGGCAGGGCUGGAGAACAUGGCCUGGAAAGGCAGCAUCCGGGUCAUCCUCGUGCAGUACAAAGCCAUCCGGCAGAGCAAGGUGAAGGAGCUGCAGCGGGCCAAGGCCGCCCUCACCGUCAUCAAGUGGAAAGGCGAGAAGUCCAAGUACCCCAAGGGCAGGUUUUGGAAGCAGCUGCAGGUUGAAUUGCCCCUCAAGAAACACCCCUGGGGCUCUGGCCUGGCUGAGCAGGAGCUCUCCUACUGCCCCAUGGGACACGUGUGAGGGGCUGGGGCAUGGAGAACUGCCUCUCUGCAGCUGUGCAAGGAAGGAUCCGGUCUCGAGUGUUUCGGAGGACAGCAUCCCUGCUGAAAAUGCACUCCCCCCAUUUCAGGGCAGCAGACCCCGCUGCCCCUGCACUCCCAAGGUCCGGGCAUCUGCCACCCGGGGAGGGUGCAGCCAUCCUUCAGGCCACUGUUCUCACCCCGAUUCCUAUCGGGUCACUCCUGCUUUCUGGGAUCACCCUUCCCUUGGCUUCUCCGAGAUCUCCAGCCCCUUCUCUCCCAUGCUGACCAUUGCAGAGCCCUCUCGAGGGGCCAUCGGACUGGUCUCCUGCUCAGCAAGCAGCUACGGAUGCUUUAGGAAAGGACUGGCAUCAGUUUGCUUGUGCACUCCUCUGCUUUGCUGCAGGGUCAUCGAUUGCUGCUUCACUACAGCCUGUGUGCCCAGCACUGAGCUGGCUGCUCGGGCACCUUCCCAUCCAGAUAGUGCGCACUUGGUUUUAUAACAAGGCAGAGCAGGUGUCCCAGCACUGUCCUGUUCCUUGUUUUCAGGGCUUGGCUAGGUGGCAUUUGUCUUCAGGAAUAUCUAGGAAGACUCCUGGCAGUCUUCUGUGCUCUCCAAAUCCUGUGGUGCUGUCACUGAUUGAUCCAAGGAGAGUUUCUCCUGCAUUUAUAGUGCCUCAGAUCACACCCUUGCAUGUCUGACUUAUUCAGAGAGUAAACUCAGGGACUUUGCAAGGGUUGCAAACUGCCUGCAUUUACUACAGGGCAAUGAGCAAUGUCUCCCUUUAACCUAAGCUGCUGGCCAUUGGAGAGUACUGCAGAAAGAGCAGGGGUUGUCUUUUUUUUUUUGCUGGGAUGUCAUCUUUUUUUUUUUUUUUUUUUUUUUUGCUGUGCAACCCAACAGGAUGGAGGUAUGAGCUUCUGUUCGUUGCCAACUGCUUCACAGCUGUCUUCUCUCCCUAGCUCAGUGAUUUUUCAACUGGGGCCACAGCACUCAGUAGUUCCUCGAGUCCUUUCAGGGGUGCCUCAACAUUAGCACCGUUAGGUUGACCAACACUAUUCACCCCAAGAUUUCAAAUAGAAGUCCAUAGCGGUGGUCUUUGAGUUCUUUGCAACAGAAAAACUGCUCUUCUUAUUUUUCUGCAGACUAAAACCAAGUGGAAACUAAGAGCCGACAUUUUUCCAAGGGGUGUCUUGAGUCUAAGAAAAAAAAUAAGGUUGAAAGGUCCUGCCCUAGACAAGCAAGAAUAGAGUCAUCAGUCUGAACCAGAGGCCUUGUAACAUAAGGUUCACAUUAAACUGGUUUGGGUUUGCAAAAGAAAGCCCUACCCAGAGGGUUUGCAAAGCAGGCACUGCCACCCCUAUUUUUGCAGCCUCUGAACUGGAGGGAGACCAAAGCCGUGAAGCAUUUCCCUUCCCGAUGCUGUUGGUUUGGGCAGUGUGCCCUCCUGUUUGAAACCAUCCUUGUUUUCAAAACACAUUUUGCAAAGCCCAUGCCAGCCCUUUCUAGGUUUUGCGCUUCUGCAGUCCUGGCAAAGGGGGGAGAUGUGCAUGCUCUUGGCAGCUCUAGCUCUCCAGGUGCAGAGCCCUGACGGCAGGCCUGCCUACUCCAACGACCAUGCGAUGCUGUAGCACAGGGGAUGCGGGCAUUAACUGGUCCCACUGGUCCUGAGCUCUCUCCUUCCCUGCUGUCACUGGCGCUCAGCUGCGGGGCGUAAGUACGGCCUGUCUUCCAGCCAUCCCUCCUGUCUCCCCUGCAGCCAGGUUUGAAGCGGAGGACCUCGCAAGCACUCAGCCCUGAGCCCAGCUCUGGUCCUGGUGGAGCCCCACAUCUUGCUGCUGGGAGCAGAGGUCGGCUGGCACCGAGCACCCAGAGGCAGCAUGCACGGGCUGGCACGAGGAUGCUAAACCAUUGCAUCGGGACACGAACGUGCUGGGUCAAGAGCCUGUCUGCUAGCACAGCGCACGAUGCUAUCCCAGUGCUCAGCUGGACGGUGGGCAGCUAUCGGCGUAAAUGAGAAUAUAAAGCUGUUGGGGCUAGCCAGCUCUGUGCUGCUUUUCCAGGGAGGGUUGUUUUUCCCACUCGUCCUGUGAAUCAUCUACUACUGUCUCCAAGCUCUGCACUGUCUGGGAGCUCCCCCCCGAGUGCAGCGAUCUUGACACCGUUUCAGGUCCAUCCUGGCAUCCGUCAUACCCCUGGACGUGCCUGUGUGCUGUUUGUAGGAGAAGCCUAGCUGCUAUUUUCCCCAUGACUCCCUGUCGUUCCUGUGGUGUCUGCAGGCGAGACCUGGACUCGCAUUAUGGUGCUGUUUUAAAAAGCCACGAAGAGCCAGCUGGAGCUUGGAGACUCUCCACUUGGCCAUACACAUUCAUGCUGUUCGGGGGUCCUGGCUGUGCCUGGCCGGACCCCGCUGCAGCCAUUUACACUACUACUACUACUACCGAAUUCAAUGCAUUUAUUAGCAUAGCUCCUGGGAGCCUCAGCUGCAAAGCCCUUGGUGCCAGGCACAGUCUGAACCCCAAACGGGGAGAUAAUCCCUGCCUCAAAUGAUGCAUCCUUAGUGCCAAGGAAAUGAAUCGGUCUGGGAUGCCACAUCCCAGCUGACCUCAGUGAAGUAACAUGGGCCCAGGGGCUUUGCUAUCCAUGGAGGGAGCAAGGUUGUUUCCUCCUCCACCCAUUCGAUUUGCACCCGUGGUUUUUGCUACAUAGGGUGAGGCCAUGAUAGCUGCAGCACUUCAUCCAGUUGCAUGUUCCUCCUUGCCUCAUUUUCUCCUCCCAAAAGCAGGCCAAGUGGCCAUCAGGCAGCCAUAACGACUGCAGGCAGGAAGAUAGGCUCCAAAUGAAAAUGAGAACUCCUUUUUGUUCCCAUUAGAUGCAACGAGUGCGCGCGUGCACGGCUCUGCCAGCUCCCAAGCGGUAGCGUGGUGCAUAAACCGCCUUUGGGGUGCAGGGAGAGAGCAUCUGCCGAGGUUUUGGGAGGUGACUGUAUUAGGAAAUGAGUCCCCAUUUGUUUGAUUUGCAUUUGCUUGCUUUUAAGCAGUCCGAUUUAAAAAUAUUAAUAAUAUAUUCAUAUUUAUUUUGCUUGUGUAAAACAGUCACUCUAGUGACAGCAGGGAUUUCUAGGCCGUGGCCCUGAGAGAAGACAGUCUGUGUUAACUCAUCACCGAAAGCAGCAGCCAACUGAUCCCUUUAGUUCACCGUAUUCAUGUGGGUCUUUGUGCGAUAACCUAGCAUUAUUUCAUGUAAAGUUUUCCAUUUUA